AUGGUUGAAUCAAGAGCAUUCAGUGCUCCAGGAAAGGCGUUGCUGGUUGGUGGUUACCUAGUGCUUGAUCCUAAGUACAAGUCCUAUGUGGUUGCGCUUUCUGCACGUAUGCAUGGUGUGGUGUCUAAACAUGAAUCGGAAGAUAAUCACACAAGAGUGACUGUAACAAGUUCACAAUUUAACAACGACAGUUGGUCAUAUAUUGUUGAAGAGAAUAAUGCAUUCUUCCCUAAUUCAGUGGACGGGAAGCGAAACCCAUUUAUUGAAAUGGCCAUUUUCAAUGUAUUCACUUACUUCAAGCCAGACUUGUCCAAUAAGCUGGACAUCCAGAUUGAGAUCUUCUCAGAUUCUGGAUACCACUCACAGGCAGGUAGUGUUCUUAAGAGAAAUUCAUUCAAGGAGUUUUCGUAUCAUUCUCAUUCCAUUACUGAAGUUCCUAAGACCGGCUUGGGCUCAUCUGCUGGAUUGGCAACAGUGGUUACGGCUGCUUUGGUAUCUGUAUUCAAUCCAAACUUGGAUGUUAACCGAGAUCAAGACUUGACGUUAAUCCACAACCUCGCUCAAGUGGCUCAUUGCCAGGCACAGGGAAAAGUCGGAAGUGGUUUUGACGUUGCUGCGGCAACGUUUGGCUCGAUUAUGUAUCAGAGGUUCGACCCUAGAUUGAUAACUGAUUUGCCGGAGCAUAGUGCGGGACAGAUCUAUGGGCAGCAACUGAGAUCACUUGUGAAUCAGGUUGAUUGGAAGGUGACUAUUGAGAGAGUUAGACUUCCUGACCAGCUUAGAUUGGUGAUGGGUGACGUUAAUAGCGGGUCAGAAACUACGAAAUUGGUUGCAAAGGUCAUUUCCUGGUAUAAUGCGAAUUUGCCUCGUAGUCUGGAUGUCUACGAAGAGCUGAACUGCCUUAAUGAGGAGUUCAUCAAAACUUUGGGCGUUCUGAACUCCUUGGCAGCUAAAGACCCAAACCGCUACGCCCAGAUGAUGGAAGCACUGAAUGGGGGCGGAUAUAAACGAAUUAUGGCGUUCUCUGAAUUAGCUAAGUUGAGAAAUUGUAUCAACUGUAUACGUGAGAAUUUUAGAUUGAUCACGAAAGAAAGCGGUGCUGAUAUCGAGCCCUCAGUACAAACAGAGCUUCUAGAUGCCUGUAUGUGGUUAGACGGUGUGUUGACAGCAGUGCUACCAGGCGCUGGCGGUUAUGAUGCCAUAUCCUUGAUUACCACCAAAGAUGCGGACAUUAGGUCACAGACGGAAGGAAACAGUGCUUUUGACGCCGUGACAUGGUUGGAUCUUUCACAGGCUGAUAUUGGACUGGUAGAGGAAAAUCCAAUUCAUUAUCAGGAUUUGAAAUAA
Messenger RNA from Torulaspora globosa, 1347 nucleotides. RefSeq names its product phosphomevalonate kinase (gene ERG8). Lineage: Eukaryota; Fungi; Ascomycota; Saccharomycetes; Saccharomycetales; Saccharomycetaceae. Gene Ontology annotation, molecular function: ATP binding; phosphomevalonate kinase activity. Gene Ontology annotation, biological process: isopentenyl diphosphate biosynthetic process, mevalonate pathway; ergosterol biosynthetic process. The coding region runs from base 1 to 1347 and encodes 448 amino acids. The transcript has a single exon. Gene Ontology annotation, cellular component: peroxisome. The record is from RefSeq and is a predicted model, not a curated record.